Messenger RNA from Oryctolagus cuniculus (rabbit), 9706 nucleotides. NCBI's taxonomy places the organism in Eukaryota, Metazoa, Chordata, Mammalia, Lagomorpha, Leporidae. The record is from RefSeq and is a predicted model, not a curated record.
GGAGGGUUUCCAGUUUCCAGGGGGAGAGCUGGCCAAGUCGGGGGCCGCACGCGCCCCGUGCCGCCACCCCGCACCCACUCCACACCCGUGUUUCCCUGGAGCUUGGCGUUUGAACGAUGAGCAUCCGCCUGGCUGGGCGAAGGUGUGAGGCUCCAGGCCUUAGGUACAAUUCUAAGAUAUUUUUAUUUGAGGAGGCAGGAUGAUGGAUUAAAGAAAAAGGUUUACCUUUUGGUGGAUCUUUAACCAGAUAAGAAUGCAUUUGGUCUCCUGGCCUGAUGAGCUGUAUUGUGGGAGCCAGAUUACUUCUCUUUAUCAUUCUAGUCAUGUCCUGUGAUGUUGACAGUUCCUUGAAAGUGGAAUAGUUGGAUCAAAACGGGUACACUUGUGAACUUUUAAUUCAUUGAUUUUACUACCAAAGAAGAAAUACAUAUUUCUGCCAAGGAAAUUCACAGUAUGGAUUGGAGAAGGGAAAAGAAUCUUCUACUCUCAUUCCUAACCCCUUUCCACUAGAGUUCUGCCUUGAUCUUUCACCCUUAGAGACGACUGGCAAGAGGACAAGGGAAUAAGUCUGUUCUCUAGGUGCCUGGAUCCAGGUAAUACAUGCUCACAGUAAAAAAGUAAACACAAAAGGAGAAUAUACAGUGAAAAGAAGUACCUGUGUUUUGACUCAGUUCCUGUGGAUAGCUGCUUGGUCUGGAGUUCCAGAAAGGAUUUUAUUCCCAGACAGUACCAAGAAGAAGCUGAUAGAGAAGUGGACAGGAAGAAGGUGAAUUGCCACCCCAGAAUAUUCAUUUGGAAACAGUGGUGUAGAAGUUGACCCAAUUUCAUAGGCUGAGAAAAAUCUUGACAUCUGAUUUUAGUAAUGGUCUUGAAUGGUUCACGUGUGCCUCGUAUUGGGCAGGUCCCUGAGUACUGACUGUCACAGGCUGCUGCGUCUUUCCUGUUGACUCAUGUUUGAUUCCUCCAGUGAAAAUUUUACUUACAAAAAUGCUGCCUCCAAAGCCCUUGUCUGCUACAAAACCUAAGAAGUUCUGGGCCCCAAAUCUGUAUGAGCUAGACAGUGACUUGACUAAGGAGCCGGAUGCCAUCGUAGGAGAAGGCCCAACUGACUCUGAAUUCUUUCAUCAGAGGUUUCGGAACUUACUCUAUGUGGAAUUUGUUGGGCCUCGGAAGACACUGAUCAAACUCCGAAACCUCUGCCUCGAUUGGUUGCAGCCGGAUACUCGCACCAAGGAGGAGAUCAUCGAGCUCUUAGUCCUUGAGCAGUACCUGACCAUCAUCCCUGAAAAGCUUAAGCCUUGGGUGCAAGCAAAAAAGCCAGAGAACUGUGAGAAACUUGUCACUCUGCUGGAGAAUUACAAGGAGAUGUACCAGCCAGAAGACGACAACAACAGUGACAUACCCAGUGACGACGACAUGAGCCGAAAUGGAGGAGAAACCCCACCACCUCGCUCGGAGCACUCUUUCAGCAGUGAUCGGGAUCAGGACCAUGACUGGGAUCAGGACUGGAACAGGAGGGGCAGAAGCAGAAAUGUAGAACCUCGAGACUGCUGGUCAUACCCCAGGAAUCCUAGAAGCAGGCUGCUUCAGCGAGAUCUUUCCCUUCCUGUGAUGGCAAAAACAAGUUUUGAAAUGGAGAGAGAAGAUGACAGGGACUCGAUGGAUUAUGAGCCCCCAUCCCAGGAUGUUGAGUCAUACCAGAAUGUCAUGGACCUUAACGAGGACAGGAAACCUCAGAAUCCAAUCCAGGAUAACAUGGAGAACUACCGAAAGCUGCUGUCUCUGGGAGUGCAGCUUGCUGAAGAUGAUGGCCACUCCCACAUGACGCAAGGCCACUCCUCAAGGUCCAAGAGAAGUGCCUACCCAAGCACCAGUCGAGGCCUGAAAACUAUUCCUGAAGCCAAAAAAUCAACCCACCGGCGUGGAAUUUGUGAAGAUGAAUCUUCCCAUGGGGUGAUAAUGGAGAAAUUCAUCAAGGACGUGUCACGAGCCUCCAAAUCAGGAAGAGCAAGAGAGUCAACUGAUCGUCCACAGAGGUUCCCCAGGAUGUCAGAUGAAAGCUGGAAGGAUGUUUCCUUCACCAAGAGGGAAUCAGUGAUUCAGGAGAGGGGUUAUGAAGGGAAUGAAUUUAGGGGAGGUUUUAGAUUUAACUCAAACCUUGUGUCUAGAAGGAGAGUUCUUGAAAGAAAAAGGCGCUAUCACUUUGACACGGAUGGGAAGGGCUCGACUUGGGAUCAGAGGGCCAGGAAGAAGCCCUUUGAAUGCGGUAGUGAGAUGAGAAAAGCUCUGAGCAUGAGCAGCCUGAGCAGCAUCAGCUCCUCGUCCUUCUCUGGGUCGCAGCCAGCUGACUUUGGAGCAAUGCCGUAUGUGUGUGAUGAGUGUGGGAGGUCAUUCAGCGUCAUCUCAGAGUUUGUUGAGCACCAGAUCAUGCACACUAGAGAGAACCUGUAUGAGUAUGGCGAAUCCUUUAUUCACAGUGUGGCUGUCAGUGAGGUUCAGAAAAGCCAGGCUGGAGGGAAACGCUUUGAGUGUAAGGAAUGUGGGGAAACUUUCAAUAAGAGCGCCACUCUGGCUGAGCACCGGAAAAUUCAUGCUAGAGAGUAUCUUGCAGAAAGUAAUGAUCAGGAAUAUGAGGAGGCCUUUAUGCCUAGCCCAACCUUCAGUGAGCUUCAGAAGAUCUAUGGCAAAGACAAAUUCUAUGAGUGCAAAGUGUGUAAGGAAACCUUCCUUCAUAGCUCUGCCUUAAUUGAGCAUCAGAAAACCCAUGGUAGAGGGAACUUCAGUGAUGACAAAGAUAAUGAGCGUGAGCGCCAGCGUGAGCAUGAGCGUGGAGAAGCCUUUAUGCCCAGCUCAGCCUUUAAUGAGUUUCAGAAAAUGUAUGGUAAAGAGAAAAUCUAUGAAUGUAAAGUGUGUGGGGAGACCUUCCUUCAUAGCUCUUCUCUGAGAGAACAUCAGAAAAUCCAUACUAGAGGAAACCCAUUUGAAAACAAGGGUAAGAUAUGUGAGGAAACCUUUAUUCCUGGUCAGUCUUUUAAAAGGCGUCAGAAAACUUACACUAAGGAGAAGCUAUAUGACUUUACAGAUGGCAGGGAUGCCUUUCUGAGCUCAGACAUCAGUGAGCAUCAGAAAAUUCAUUCUCGAAAGAACCUCUUUGAAAGCAGAGGGUAUGAGAAACCUGUCAUUCAUAACAUGCCCUUCACAGAAUCUCAGAAGAGCCAUACUAUAACAAGACCACCUGAAAAUGAAGAGGAGGAGAAGGCAUUCACUAUCAGCUCUAACCCCAGUGGGAACCAGAAAUUUCCCCUGAGAGAAAAUGUCUAUGAGAGGAAACCAUAUGAGAGGUCAGUUAUUCAUAGCUUAGCCUCUACGGCAGCUCAGAGAAGCUACAUUGCAGUGGGGCCCAGUAAACUGAAAGUGAUUGCAGAGUCUACCUUUCAGAGCUCAAAUGUUAUCAGCUAUCAGAAAAUCCGCACUGGAGGGAACACCUAUGAAGGAAAAGAAUACAAGAGAUCUGUAAUCCACAGCUUGGCUGCUCCCAGGCCUCUGAAACGUCACAUUGUAAGUGAUCUGGGUGGAUGUGAUGAGAGAGGAGAAUCUUCCAUUUAUAUCUCAGACCUUAGUAAUAAGCGACAGAAGAUUCCUGCCAGAGAGAACCCUUAUGAAAGUGAUGUGAAUAACAGUCAUGAGGACUCUGUUUUACAGAGUGUAUCCUAUGUCAGACCUCAAAAAAGCCUUGCUGGAGAGGGAUCUAGUGAAUUGAAACAGGAUGGCGAAUUUUCUGUCCCAAGCUCAAGUGUCCGCCAACACCAGAAAGCUCGUGCUAAAAAGAAGUACAUUGAGCAUAGGAGCAAUGAGACCUCUGUAAUCCAUUCCCUACCUUUUGGGGAACUGCAGCGAAUUCGCCCUAGAGAAAGGCUCUAUGAGUGUCAGGAGUGUGGUGAGUCCUUUGCUCGUAUCUCUGACCUCACUGAGCACCAGAAGAUUCACGAUAGAGAGAAGCCCUCUGGAAGUAAAAACUAUGAACAGUCUGUCAUUCGCAGCUUGGCCCCUACUGAUCCUCAGACAAGUUAUGCCCAAGAGCAAUAUGCUGAAGAACAAGCACGCAAUGAAUUUAAGUUCAGGCAACGCUUUACUAACAGCAACAACCUUAGUACACAUCAGAAAAUCUAUGCUCAAGAGAAGUCCCAUGGUGAGGAGCCCCGUGGUGAGGAGCCCCGUGGCAAAGAACCCCAUGGAGAGGAGACCCAUGGUGAACAGACCCCUGAGGAGAUGAAUCCUGAGGAGGAGACCCAUGGCCAGGAGACACCUGAGGAGGAGACCCGUGGCCAGGAGACACCUGGCAAGGAAACCCGUGGCCAGGAGACACCUGGCGAGGAAACCCGUGGCCAGGAGACACCUGGCGAGGAAACCCGUGGCCAGGAGACUGCUGGCCAGGAAACACGUGGUCAGGAGACUCCUGAUGAGGAGACCCGUGGUCAGGAGACUCCUGAUGAGACCCAUGGCGAGGAGACUCACGGCGAGAAGACACCUGGCGAGGAGACCCGUGGCCAGGAGACUCCUGGCGAGGAGACCCACGGCGAGGAGACAGUUGAAGAUGCUGUCAUUCAGGGUUCAGACUUGGAUGAGCCUCAGAAGGAUGACCCUGACAACACAAUCUAUGAAUGUCAGGACUGUGGGCUGGGCUUUGUGGAUCUCACAGACCUCACUGACCAUCAGAACGUCCACAGCACAAACACAAAAUGUCUCGUUGACAGUCGUGAGUACACGCAUUCUGUAAUUCACACCCAUUCCAUCAGUGAAUAUCAGAGAGAGUACACAGGAGAACAGCUCUAUGAGUGCCCAAAAUGUGGAGAAUCUUUUAUUCAUAGCUCAUUCCUUUUUGAGCAUCAGAGAGUCCAUGAGCAAGACCAGUUGUAUGCCCUGAAGGGAUGUGAUGAUGGUUUUAUUUCUCUCUUGCCUGUGAAGCCACGAAGGAAUCGGGCUGCAGAGAGGAAUCCCGCUCUUGCUGGGUCAGCCAUUCGAUGCCUUCAGUGUGGACAAGGCUUCAUUCAUAGCUCUGCCCUUAAUGAGCAUAUGAGACUGCAUAGGGAGGAUGAGUUACUGGAGCAGAGCGAGAUGGCUGAGGAAGCCAUCAUGUCAGGCCUAGCCCUCACAGAGUUUCAGGGAAGUGAAAGUGAAGAGAAGCUCUUUGAAUGUACAAUAUGUGGAGAAUGCUUCUUCACUGCCUCAGAACUUGGGGAUCAUCACAUAAAGGUUCAUAAAGAUGAGCCUUAUGAUUAUGGGCCCUCCUUCACUCAUACCUCAUUCCUCACUGAGCCUCUCAAAGGAGCUAUACCAUUCUAUGAAUGCAAAGAUUGCGGGAAGUCCUUUGUUCAUAGCACAGUCCUCACUAAACACAAGGAGCUUCAUCCUGAAGAAGAUGACGAUGAUGAUGAUGAUGACGACAGUGCCCAGGCAGUUGAAGCUAAUGUCAUCGUUCCACAAGAAGUUCUGCGGAUCCAGGGGUCAAAUGUAGAGGCUGCGGAGCCAGAGGUGGAGGCUGCGGAGCCGGAAGUGGAGGCUGCUGAGCCAGAGGUGGAGGCUGCUGAGCCAAAUGGAGAAGCUGAGGGGCCAGAUGGAGAAGCUGCAGAGCCAAAUGGAGAGGCUGAGCAGCCAAAUGGAGAGGCUGGAGAAGCUGAGCAACCCGAGGGAGAUGCUGACGAGCCAGACGGGGUAGGGAUUGAAGACCCAGAAGAAAGAGUGGAGGAGCCAGAGGGGGAUGCUGAUGAGCCUGACGGUGCAGGGGUUGAAGACCCGGAAGAGGAAGGUGAAGAUCAAGAGAUUGAGAUUGAAGAACCAUACUACAACUGCCAGGAGUGCACAGAAACCUUUACUUCCAGUGCAGCAUUUGGUGAGCACCUGAAAACUCACGCCAGUGUGAUCGUAUUUGAGCCUGCAGAUGCCUUUGGAGAGUGCUCUGGCUACAUUGAACGCGCCAGCACCAGCACCAGCACCAGCACCAGCACCAGCACCAGCACCAGCGCAGGUGGGGCCGAUCAGGCUGACGAGAAAUACUUCAAAUGUGAUGUCUGUGGGCAGCUCUUCAAUGACCGCCUGUCCCUUGCUAGACACCAGAACACUCACACUGGCUGAGUGUGAAGGCUGGAAAACCUUCACCUAGAACUUGAACCUUAUCACACCACAGAGUAUUCAGACCAACCUAUAAUAACCUCAUUAUGAAACUUACCUUAGUAUAGAGAUGACUGACUUAACAUCAGAUAACUCAGACUGAAAAAUGACUGGAGACUUUCAAUCUUAGCUCUCCCCAAUCAGACAUCAGCAUUUGCCUGUGGGAGAGCCAUAGUACAAAGCUUAACUUUUCAUCCAAGUAAGCAGAUUGAGGAAAACCCUGAAUAUUCAAGACCACAGAGAUUGCCCCCGACAAUUGUAAUGCUGCUCUUUUAACCUAUAUAUAAUGUUUCCUAGGGUAUAUAUAAAAUAGCGAGACGUAGCAAAACAGUGAUCACAUAUAUUUGGAUUUAAUAUGAUAUACAAUUAAAGUUUACUGUGCAAAGGUACCUUACCUGGUACUCUAGUUUUUUUGAUUUUUUUCUUUGGAGGAGGAAGAGAGCAACAAAUUAGAAUAUAUUUCUAAGUGUCUUAGAUCUUCAGAAAGAUUUAUUGUGCAUUAUUUGAACACUGUUGGUAUCUUUUUGAGUAAUCGUGUUUUGUUCCUUACCCUUAAUAGUCUUGUGAAGGUGUAGGCAUGAAAGAUAGCAUAUCUCUUACCAUGCUGUUUGAAAAGAGAAGUGCUUUUAGCUUCUUUCUGCAGCCAUUUUGUCUGCACUCACACCUUGGAACCUAACGUGUAAGCCUUUACAACAUGAGAAUUGGUGUUUCGUGACCCAAAUUACACAGUUACCACAUUGUAUGUACUUUCCAGUGAUUCUCAUGCAAAAAUAUUACAAGUUUGUUUCUUGUUUUACUUUGUUUUUAGGCUCAGUGUUUGUUAAAUAGUGAAUUCAUGAAACCUGAACUUUUUCCCUGUAAAUCUUACAUCUUUGCCUUUAAAGAAUGGGUUGCAACCAUCACUAGAUCACAGUAGUGCCUAAUGAAGGUUGAAAACCGCAAGAGAGACUCUUAUGCUGUACAUAAGGAUGCAGGCUAAUGACCUCUCAUCGCUUCUGCUGUGCGCUUCUGCCUUAAGUGACAAGUAGCAACGUGGCUAGGAUCGCCUGUGUGGCGUAGGAAUGUGCUGCCACCAAUUAGUUUGCACCCUGGGUGCCCAGGAGCUAGUAUCCUUAGAUCUUUCUAUCACUAAACUUGAUUGUCCUCUUCUUUACCUGUCAGAUCCUUUUACCCCAUGUCUAACUUGCAUUUUAAAAAAAAUUUAAAAACAGAAAACAAAAUAAAAAGCUUUCUUUACAGUCAACCCCAGCUUAACAUGUACUCAGGUUCCCAGCAGCCUUAAUUUGUUUCGUUGUCAUCUGUUCCUUUAAGCCCUCCCAAGUAUUUCUAAGCUAUCCAUUAGUGUCAUGUUUGUCUGAUCGCCUCAGCUUUCUUCUUAAUCACAAAUUGACCUCACAAGCCUGAGGUUUUGAAAACCCCUGUGUCUUUUUCUGUGGACCACCUGUGCUGUUUUGCUUCCCUUUCCCUCACAUAAUGGCUAUAUUAAGAAAUUUUUUGGCCUUGAGUUGGCUGAAAAAAAAUUUAAAAAUUUUAAAAAUCUUUAAAAAAAAAAGUGGAUCUCUAGAGUAAGUGAACAAAAGAUAAGUGCAGAUAACUUGAGCAAGCAAAAUUAAAAUAACCCUCUGGGGAGAAAUGUGUCUGAAUCUUACUCCCCUAGAUCUUUAGGAUUAGGGCUCACAGGGAGUGUGAAAACUGCAGGGAAUGCCAAAGUCUAGGGAGAUUGUGGAAAUGAGCAAGAAGCAACAAUGACUAAACCAAAGAAGGGAGUCCUAACGUUUCAGCAGACCUAGGAGGGAGAGGAGACAGACAAAAGAAAACACCAGCAGCAAGGGUCGGAGGGCCAGGUUAGUGGGAAUGAACUGAGUGGGGUGUCCUGGGCACUUUGGAAGAAGGGACGUUUCUGGUGGUGUGAUGUACGUGAGGGCCAGCUGCAUAAGAAGACCAAGGUUGGGACAAACAUCUGGGGAAAUGGGGAGUGAGGCACUGCGUUGGAAGAGGACUCUGGAAAAGGGAGUCAGUGUUGAUACCGUGAGUUAAGCUUGGUAGGUUCAAUAGUGUUGGCAGUGUUGAUCAGUAGACCCUUUUCAGAAAGUCACUUGCCAAGAAGUCAGUGUGUCCAUUCCAGCCUUAGGUUAAUGAGAAAUUAGGAACAACUGAAAUGCCAAACAAUAGGGGAAUGAUUAAGUAAAUGUGUCCUUGGACUCUUAUGCAGCUGUUUAAAAAUGAUAAUCAUGAAGAAUUAUGUAGCAGUGUAGAAAUAUAUUUACAGGAAUAGUAAGUGGAGAAAGCAGGACACAAAAUUAUAUUUAUACUACAAUUAUAACUGUUUAAAAACGUAUGCUUAUAGUCAAAAGCUGUUGUGUUAUUGUAGGCUUAUAGUUGAGCAUUAUUUUCUUAAAUUCCUUGAAUGUUCUUUAUGGUAGUGUUACUAAAAAGUUUAUGAUCAUGUUUCCAUUGUGAACACAAUUUGAACUAAUUAUCAAAAUUCAGAAAAAUUGGAGGAAAAAAUUUCAUAUCGCCACCAUCCAAAGGCAGUUACACUCUGCAGCAUCUUGUUUAUUCUAGUUUCUGUGCACAGGUUUAUGAUUAUAACUGUGUCAAAUAUGUAUUCAAAAGAGCUGUUAACCUUUGUAGAAUUAUCGUUAAAUACUUUAAUCUCAAUUUUUUUCAAAUGUUCUUUAUAGUAGUAUCCUGAUAACAAAGCUUAUUAUGUAUGUCUUUAACACAAGCAUAAUAGAUACCCAGAGGAAAAAUUAGAAAACACAGUAAAAUUAGAAGAAAAAGAAAUUCACCCAUAUUCCCAACACCCAACAACUACUGUUAAAAUCUUGAUCUAUUUCCUCCAUCUUGUUAAAGUGCACAAGCUUGUGAUUCUAACAGUGUUAAAUAUGUGUACGUAAAGUCUAAAAUGAAAAGAAAUGUGGAAAAUAAUUAAAACAGUAUUACCAUUAUGGGAUUAUGGUUAAAUAUUUUGUCUCAAAUUCCUUGAAUAAUCUUUGGUGUUUCGGUAGUAAAUUUUAUGUAUGUAAUUUUCCAUUGCUAAUAUAAUACAUACUCAUAGAAAAUCUUGGCAAAUUCAGCAAAGUAGAAGAAAAUUCACCCAUAUUACCAACACCCAGAAUCAACUAUUGUUAACAUUGUGACCUGUGAACCAGUUGUGAUUAUUAGGGUGUUAAUGACAAGUAUGUGUAUCAAAGAUGGGAAGAAAUAUGGAAAAUAAAAAAAUAGUUGUGUGGUUGUGGGAUUAUAGUUAAGUAUUUUGUCUUCAGUUUCCUUGGGUGGUCUUUAUAAUUGUGUUUUUGUAAUCCACCUUUAUUAACAUGUAUUUCCAUUAUAUAUGCAGUACGUGUUCAUUAUAGAAACUUUGAGAAAACGUAGACGAGAAACUCAUCCAUAUUUUCACCAGCCAAAGACCGUGUGCUUAACAUCGUGAUAGAUUUUUUUCAUCUUGUUUCUGUGCACAGGUUUUUGGUUUGUUAAUAUGGUUGUGAUUGUUCUAUCUGUAAUGGUGUCAACAAUAAAAAUAAAGUGAAAAUUA